AUGGAUUCCCUGGUGGAGGGGAACCACACAACAGUGACAGAGUUCAUUUUAGUGGGCUUAACACAGGAUCCAGUCCUUCGAGUCAUCCUCUUCAUCAUCAUCCUGGGCAUCUACCUGGUGACCGUAUCUGGAAAUCUCUGCACAAUUCUCCUUAUCAGACUUUCUUCUCUGGUCCACCAUCCCAUGUAUUAUUUUCUCAGCCAUUUAGCCUUCGUUGACAUAGUCUUAUCAUCCUCUGUCACACCCAACAUGCUCGCUAAUUUCAUGGUGAAACAGAAUAUUCUCUCUUUCCAUGGAUGUGCCUUCCAGCUUGGCUCAGCUGCUUUCUUUGGGGCAACAGAGUACUUCCUUCUGGCUGCCAUGGCCUAUGAUCGCUUCAUGGCCAUCUGUAACCCACUGCUCUAUUCAACCAAAAUGUCCUCCCAAGUCUGUGUCCAGUUAAUCAUAGUGGCUUAUGCAGGUGGUUUAGUCAAUGGCUGCACUUUCAACCUUUGUGUCUAUUUUUUGCCUUUCUGUGGACCCAAUAGAGUCAAUCAUUUCUACUGUGACUUUUCUCCUUUAGUUGAAUUGUCCUGUUCUGAUGUCAGUGUCCUCACACUUGUUGCCUCAAGUAUUGUUGGCUCCUUGAUUCUUUCCACAGUGCUGAUCGUAGUCUUCUCCUACAUGUACAUCCUCAUCACCAUCCUGAAGAUGCGCUCCACAGAAGGCCGCCACAAGGCCUUCUCCACCUGCACCUCCCAUCUCAGUGCAGUCACUCUGUACUACGGGACCACUACAUUUAUUUAUGUGUUGCCUAAGUCUAUGUACUCCACCGACCAGAACAAGGUAAUAUCUGUGUUCUACAUGGUGGUGAUCCCCAUGUUGAAUCCUCUCAUCUACACUCUCAGGAACAAAGAUAUUAAGGAGGCACUGAAAAGACAGAUUGGUAGGAAAAUAUUUACUUAG
Molecule: messenger RNA, 945 nt
Organism: Perognathus longimembris pacificus (Pacific pocket mouse)
Lineage: Eukaryota; Metazoa; Chordata; Mammalia; Rodentia; Heteromyidae
Product: olfactory receptor 478-like
Exons: 1
Coding region: 1-945 (314 amino acids)
Biological process (GO): sensory perception of smell; G protein-coupled receptor signaling pathway
Cellular component (GO): membrane
Molecular function (GO): odorant binding; olfactory receptor activity; G protein-coupled receptor activity
Source: RefSeq, a predicted model, not a curated record